AUGGAUUUAGAAAUGGAUUAUACACAUCCAUUAUUUGAUCAUAUCAAAAACGAAAUCAAAAGACUAAAAAAUGAAAUGGAUAACAACGAAAAACAAGAAAUACUAGAUCAGAGAGAAAGAAAAACUGCGCUAACUUUAAUUAAAAGAGACAUUAAAAUGUUAAAACAUGAAAAAUUUUUAGUAAAAACAUACUCAUUUGACACAGAAAAAGAAAAAAAUUUAAAAGAAAGAAUAAAAAAAUUAAAGGAAACACAACAGCUUGUGAAAAAUUAUUAUGCCCUUUAUUCCCUUACUAUGAAAAGAAAAGUAAUUACAAAAUAUCAGCGUAUGAAUACGUCGGGAACCGGACUGAUUGAAAUCGAGAGAUUUAAAAAAUGUUCAAAAACUUUCAUCAUCAAGAACAGCAAGAAAUAUACAGACUAUAAAUCAUUUUUUAGUUAUAUUUCAGAUAAGCUAAUUUCUAAGUUGAAAAAAUCAUGUUUAAAUACAUCGAUAAAAUUUAAUAUACAUGUUGACACUGUUUACGAACGUCCAGUAACCCAUGAUAUUCAGGAUAUGGCUUUUAAAACUUCAAACAUUUUAGCAUGUAGUUCAUCUGAUUUUACUAUUUUAUUGAACAGAAUGUUUAAUAAAAUAUUAACUGAGGAAUCAGAAUUUAUUGCAAAAGGUUCAGGUUGGUCACUUGUAUGAAUAGAUGGGUUACAAUUAAGAAUUAAUUUAGUAAACCCUUUGAAAGGAAGUUCAUAUAUUGAUUUACCUAUAUUUAUAAAAAAAAAAAAAGCCAUUAUAAAUGUUAGAAAUAAAGAUGAAUAUUGUUUUAAAUAUUCUAUACUUAGCAAAUAUGAUAAACGUUCGAAUAAAUCACGAUUUAACCAAACGUAUUUCAAUAUUCUAGAAAAAAAAAGUGGAUUAAAUUUUAAAUGUAUUGAUUUUCCGACACCAAUAAAACAAAUAAAAAAAUUUGAACGUCUAAACAAUGUUUCAGUUAAUAUUUAUAGUUUAAAUAAUAAAAGUAAUAUUUUUCCUUUAUGUAUAAGUAAAAUAGAAAGAAAAAAUCAUUUUGAUCUAUUUUUAUACAAUAACGAUAAAACAUUACAUUAUUGUUAUAUUAAAGAUUUCUCAAGAUUUAUUAGAAGUCAGAAAACUAAAAAUUGUUCUAAGUUAAUUAUUUGUAAGAGAUGUUUUACAAUUUUCGGGAAUAAACCGUGUAAAAGUAAACUUUGGGGUGAAGAAGGAUUGAUUAAACAUAAGCAAAUGUGUGAUAAGAAUGAAUUAGGAAGACCAAUAAUGUUUGAAGAAGGAAAAGAUGAUGAAUUCAUAUAUUUUAAAAGUUAUAAAAAAACCAAUAGAAUACCGUUUGACUAUAGAGUUGAAUAA
Molecule: messenger RNA, 1377 nt
Organism: Rhopalosiphum padi (bird cherry-oat aphid)
Lineage: Eukaryota; Metazoa; Arthropoda; Insecta; Hemiptera; Aphididae
Exons: 3
Source: RefSeq, a predicted model, not a curated record